This is a messenger RNA of Trypanosoma rangeli, 654 nucleotides long. RefSeq lists its product as uncharacterized. The annotation marks the transcript as partial. The record is from RefSeq and is a predicted model, not a curated record. The transcript has a single exon. NCBI's taxonomy places the organism in Eukaryota, Euglenozoa, Kinetoplastea, Trypanosomatida, Trypanosomatidae.
AUGGUGGCGGGCGAAGCUGGCACGCGGGCGCUUUCGGCGAUGAGGACUGUCGUCCAGUGGAUGGCGCUGCUGCUGCUGCUGCAGUACGUAGGCAGCCACCCCUCCUUCACCGCAGCGGGAGAGGACGAACACGUGAGGGUUAAAAUCAAGAAAUACUUCAGCUUUCCUCAUUCGGAGUUUAUUAUAUAUGACAGUCAGGUGACUUACGACCUUUCUUUGAGAAUCUGUAUCCUAGGCGGGGGACUGCUCACUGCGGAUCAAACACCUGCUGCGCACGAGUCCAUCACGGAUUACAUGAGACAGGUGGGAGACGUUGCCAAUGGGGAGGUAUUCACGUACAUGGGAGGUGACACCAUCUACAGCGUACAUCGGGAGAAAGACCCCGACAAGAUAUGCCGUCCAGGAGUUGCUGAGGCAUCGUUGAACUGUAUCUUUGAGUGGAACCUGGGCGAGUUUGAGCACCCAGAGGAGACCUAUCGUGGUGCUCAGUUUUUCAGAGGUUCACUGCACUCCCUCACUGGCGCAGGCCGAAUGAACGGGUAUGAGUCUUACUGGGAACAUCAUUACCCUGCACACGGUGAAAUGUUUUUAAUAUCUCACUUGGAUUUGAGGAAAAAUACGACGGCAACGUGGUAUGACGGGUCAGACUAUGCU